ACCAACAGACGGGAAACGAGCUUGAGUAUGCACGGGUAACGAGAAAAGGAAGUGCCUCAAAGUAGCGUACGUAGUCCGACGUCGUGCACUUUUUUAUGCAUAGCCCAGGGGAAACGACAGGGGGAAACGAGGGGAAACGUCGAUUUCUCGCAUGGCGGAUAAUAAGCUUCUGCACGGGACUGUGUAAGCGCAGUAUCAGGCUGUACUCAUCGCCUGGUAAAAGCAGGCAGAGUCAAAGUUUUUCCUCGUGCCUUGUUGAGCGGUUUAAAUUUUUGUAAGCACUGCAGAUCCUCGAGGGAGCGGAGACAUUGACUGCUGUGAUUCGCAAACGAUGCUCCGGGCAUCACUGCCA
Molecule: messenger RNA, 352 nt
Organism: Lentinula edodes (shiitake mushroom)
Lineage: Eukaryota; Fungi; Basidiomycota; Agaricomycetes; Agaricales; Omphalotaceae
Exons: 1
Coding region: 96-278 (60 amino acids)
Source: RefSeq, a predicted model, not a curated record